Molecule: messenger RNA, 1246 nt
Organism: Girardinichthys multiradiatus
Lineage: Eukaryota; Metazoa; Chordata; Actinopteri; Cyprinodontiformes; Goodeidae
Gene: eif4h
Product: eukaryotic translation initiation factor 4h
Exons: 8
Coding region: 94-834 (246 amino acids)
Molecular function (GO): RNA binding
Source: RefSeq, a predicted model, not a curated record
UUGCUUGUGUUGUUUCCGGUCAGGCGCUGAGCGGGCAGCUGAACCCGCUCGGCUGUGACGUGUAGGACCUUCCUCUCAGAUACAGCAGCAGUAAUGGCGGACUACGAUGAUCGGGCCUACGGCAGCUUUGGGGGCGGCAGAGGACCCCGCGGCGGUGGUGGGCCUGGAGGCCCCAGGAAGCAGAAGGAGCUACCCACAGAGCCCCCGUUCACAGCGUAUGUGGGAAACCUGCCUUUCAACACGGUGCAGGGCGACAUCGACGUCAUCUUCAAAGAGCUCAACAUCCGCAGCGUGCGAUUGGUCAGAGACAAAGAGACAGACAAGUUCAAAGGGUUUUGUUAUGUUGAGUUUGAAGAUUUGGAAUCUCUAAAAGAAGCUUUGGCAUAUGAUGGCGCUUUGCUAGGCGAGAGGUCACUGAGGGUGGACAUCGCAGAGGGACGAAGGCAAGAACGAGGAGGGAGCGGCUUCGGGUUCAGGAAAGACGACAAUAGAGGACGAGGAGGUUCUCGAGGAGGAGGUGGAGGACGGGAAUCGCGAGAGGACUUCUACGACCAGCAAGGAGGAGGUUUCAAAGACGAUGACUACAUGGGGGGGCGGGGUCGAGGCGGCAGCAGUCGUCCUGGCGACAGGCCGCGAGGAGGUGGAGGAAUGGGUCGCUUCAGAGACGUACCGCCCCGCGGAGGAACGACAGAUUUCAGGGAACCAUCUGAAGAGGAGCGUGCACAGCGGCCCCGCCUCCAGCUGAAACCUCGAACCGUCUCUGAACCGCUCAACCAGGUCGCCAACCCGAACUCCGCCAUCUUCGGUGGAGCUAAGCCGCGAGAAGAGCACUGACCCGUUUAAAGUCUCCGCCACAGACUCCUGACCAGACGGUGGCGCUAACACGCCUUGUUGCCAACCCAGCAGAAGAAAUUUGAAGUUUUGUUUGUUUCAGUGUGGAUCAGACGCAGACUUCCACAGAGAUAAAUGUUGUAAAGUCCAAACUCUUCCUGUCCAAUAAAGCUGGAUCUUUGGUUUGUAGCUCCAACUGUAACGUGUGCUUCUUUGAUUUGAACAACCAGAUCCAUUUCUCCAGGUCGGUGUGGAUCAGGACCGGGUCUUGGUUCGGUUUCAGUCUGACAGAGCGGUUUUUCUUUAGCGGGCCGGUGAAAGGACGACGUUUUUCUUAAUAUGCUACUUUUUUUGUUUAUUUUUUGACCCACUCUGUUUAUUGCAAUAAAACUGUGUCAUCAUCAUCCAACACCAA